AUGACCUCAAUUGUGGUCUCAGGAGAUGUUGCCGUCACAACUUCCACGAUGGAUGACCCUGAAGAUAACUCCACAGCUGAUGUGAUUGGAUCAACCGAGCUAGAAGAGGGGCUUGCUGAUAUCGAGCUAGUUGGCGUUGGCGGACUAGAGCUUGAGCUAGGACUAGAGCUCGUCGUCGUGGUCGUUGAGUCCGCUCCUGCCCCGCCUCCACCUCCACCACCGCCACCAACAGGAGGAACCACGGGCACACCACCAACUACAGGAAUAGCGAUCGGAGCCACAGGGACAUACGGAUUUCCAUUAGCAUCUACAGUGGUAUAG
Messenger RNA from Colletotrichum costaricense, 321 nucleotides. RefSeq lists its product as uncharacterized. Lineage: Eukaryota; Fungi; Ascomycota; Sordariomycetes; Glomerellales; Glomerellaceae. The transcript has a single exon. The coding region runs from base 1 to 321 and encodes 106 amino acids. The record is from RefSeq and is a predicted model, not a curated record.